AUGAUAGAGAACAACGAAGGGUGUUGUCGUAAUGUGAACAUUCAGAGAUGUCUUAAAAAAAGGAUUUUUAUUGGUCGAUCGACAGUUGCAGGCUGGGGAGUAUUUUUGGGUGAGAAAGUAGAGAAGGAUGACUUUAUUUCUGAAUAUUGUGGGGAGGUGAUGUAUAAUAGAUUAUUAAAGCUUAUCACCCAAGAUGAGGCUGACCGUCGUGGCCCCUUAUAUGAUAAGUACAUUCUUAUCAGAACACAACCAGGGAAUAACCACAAGAAAAAACGAAGGGAAUACGAUGAAGGUUGGGUUGAAUUUAUGGAUAAAACCGUCGCUAAACAAGUUGUUAAAGAAAUAAACAAUACUCCAGUUCGUGCAAAGAAGAAAUACAAAUGUGGAGAUUUGUGGGCCAUGAGGUAUCUUCCGAAGUUCAAAUGGACUUAUUUGACUGAGCAAAUGGCCCAUCAGAGUGCAAAGAGAGAAGAUAUAAUGAGAAUGGAUAUUUCCAAAGUAAAGCGUGAAGCUUCUGAUUUUUUUGACAACGUUGGAAUGAGCAAAAUUUUACGAAAUCUUCAAAAAUCUGAUUCACUGCGUUUUCCUCCUAUCAAAAGAGAUUUUCCGCAACGAAAGACUGAGGAUGAAAUUAUCAGCGUUAAGGGGAAUAAACCUAAGCUUCCAGUUUCAAUGUUACUUUUUACUGGUGGUUGUUGUACCGAUAAAUCAUAA
Molecule: messenger RNA, 714 nt
Organism: Octopus sinensis (East Asian common octopus)
Lineage: Eukaryota; Metazoa; Mollusca; Cephalopoda; Octopoda; Octopodidae
Product: pre-rRNA-processing protein esf2-like
Exons: 3
Coding region: 1-714 (237 amino acids)
Biological process (GO): endonucleolytic cleavage in ITS1 to separate SSU-rRNA from 5.8S rRNA and LSU-rRNA from tricistronic rRNA transcript (SSU-rRNA, 5.8S rRNA, LSU-rRNA); endonucleolytic cleavage in 5'-ETS of tricistronic rRNA transcript (SSU-rRNA, 5.8S rRNA, LSU-rRNA); endonucleolytic cleavage to generate mature 5'-end of SSU-rRNA from (SSU-rRNA, 5.8S rRNA, LSU-rRNA)
Cellular component (GO): nucleolus
Molecular function (GO): RNA binding
Source: RefSeq, a predicted model, not a curated record